This is a messenger RNA of Oxyura jamaicensis (ruddy duck), 4345 nucleotides long. RefSeq names its product elongation factor for RNA polymerase II 3 (gene ELL3). Gene Ontology annotation, molecular function: cis-regulatory region sequence-specific DNA binding. Bases 1343 to 2902 code for a protein of 519 amino acids. The record is from RefSeq and is a predicted model, not a curated record. Gene Ontology annotation, biological process: transcription elongation by RNA polymerase II; positive regulation of transcription elongation by RNA polymerase II; snRNA transcription by RNA polymerase II. NCBI's taxonomy places the organism in Eukaryota, Metazoa, Chordata, Aves, Anseriformes, Anatidae. Gene Ontology annotation, cellular component: transcription elongation factor complex. The transcript is spliced from 12 exons.
CCGGCGCCGUCGAGGGCCCGCAGCGCCAGGCGGUAGGAGCGCAGCGCCGCCGCGAAGUCGCCCCGCGCAAAGUGGACGUUUCCCCGCUCCCGCUUCUGCGCGCCCAGGCGGAGGCGGGCGGCGGGCGGCAGCCGCCGCGGGUCCGGGCCGUCGCGCACCUCCAGCAGCGUCACCUCAAAGAGCAGCGGCGCCUCGGGCGGCACGUCGGGCUCCCUGCGGGCAGAGCACCGGCUGCCCCCUGCGCCGCCCGGCCGCGCCUCCCCCCGCGCCCGGCCCCACCUGCCCGCGCGGCCGUAGCCGUAGGGGAAGGCUGCGAGGAAGAAGGACACCUCUCCGGGCUGCAUGGUGGGAACGCCCAACUCCAGCGCCUGCGGACACACGGCACGGGCUGGCAUCGCCGGGCGCCGGCCCCGAGCCCCGCGCCCCCGCCGGAGCAGACCUGCACGACGUCGCCCUGGCCCGGCACGAAGCUGAGCCGCGGGUCCCGCUCCACCAGGCCGCCGUCCUCCAGGGCCCCCAGCACCUUUACCGACACCUCCUGGCCCGGCCGCGGCGGCGGGCCGCCCUGCCCGUCCCGCACCACGCGCUUCCGCAGCAGCCGGUCCUCUGCGGGAGGCGGCCCGUGAGAGCCAACCCCCGGGCGCCGCCGCCCCGGCCCGAGGCUCCCGGCCCCGGCUCCCGGUGCCAGGGGACUCACCCGUCAGGUCGCUCCAGCCCUCGGCGGCGAAGAGCGGCGUGAAACCGGCGGGGCCCAGCGCCGCGAGUCCGUCCAGCCGCCGAUAGAAGAGCUGCUCCUCCUCGCGGCCCGACGGCACCGCGAUGGUGGUGUGGGGCAUGCGGAACCGGACCCUCCUGCCCCGGCCUGGCCCCCGCGGCCGCUCGCCGGACCCCGCCUCCCGCUCUGGGGAGCCGCCGCCUGCAGAGGGUCCCUGCAUGCCAGCCCCCGGCCCCGCUUUCCCCCCGCAGCUGUGACCCGGCCUCGGCCCAGGCGGGCCCUCGCUCCCUGGGGCUCGGCGGCGGGCUCCCGCAGCCCCCAGCCCGUUCCGGGCGCGCCGCCUCCGGCCCCGCCGCCCCGCGACUGCCCCGGGCAGCCCGGAGCCGGGAGCGCCCACGAACGCAUCCCGCCGCGCCGUUACCUAAUGCCCGGAAGCCGCUAAGGGGAUUAGCGGUGACGGCAGGGCUUUGCGAGCCGCCGGCAAAAAUAGCCGGCUCAGGUCGAGCUCUGACGCCGGGGUCCCACCGGGACCAUCCCGGGACCGGCUGCCCCGCCCCGGAGCCGCCCCUCCCCGCCCCGGUGUCGCCCCGCCCCGGUGCCGCCCGGCGCGGUCCCGCACUCGGGGCCAUGCCGCGGGCGCGGACGGAGCUGCGCGGGCGGCUCCGGUACCGGGGCUGCGGGCGGGGCCCGCGGCUCAGCCUCCUGCACGUGCGGCUCUCGGAGGCGGCGGCGCGGGCGCUGCGCGGCUGCCAGCAGCGGCAGGGGGCGCCGGGGCCCGCGAUCGCCUUCCAGGGGAGCCAGGGGUGCCUGACGGUGCCGGGAGGCCCUGGGACAUGUCCGCGGCUCUUUGCCUUCUUCCUCUCCCGCUGCAGCCGAGACGAGCCGCAGGCCAGCUUCGAGUGUGUGCGGCUGGCAGCGCCCCGACUAGGUCAGAGCUGGCUGGACAGCGUGGGCAGCAUCCAGGAGAAAAUCACAGUCUGUGCCUCAGAGGGCACCUACUCAAUGCUGCAGGAGCGUGUGUCCCAAUCUAAGGAGCCCUGGAGCAGAGCAGUCACUGAGCCAGAUGUGGCUGUGCCUGGCUAUGGCAAAGGUGUCACGGCUCCCGAGAAGGCAGGCACGGUCAGCGGCACUGUCAGUGUGCUGCAGCAGAGCUCCCUCUGUCACAUCCGCGAGGGCAAGAACCAUUGGCGAACAGCAGCCAGUCCCAGGGCCGCUGCCCAAAGCCUGGUUCAGCUCCUGGCCCUGCGGCCUCACCGCAAGCAUGAGCUCCUGCAGCGGCUGGCGGGGACGCAGGCAGGCCGGCCCGACUGGGCAGGGCUGCUGGCUGCACUGGAGGAGGUGGCAGACCUGGAUCCCAUAGAGUGCUGCUACCGCCUGAAGCAGUCGCUGGUGGGGCGGGUGCAGGAGGACUGGCCAGGAUACACUGCCCAGGAGCGUCGGCAGGUUGCCCUGCUGCAGCACAGCAGUCAGCCCCACGGCCCCACAGCCCGGUCCUUCCUGGUGCCUCUGCAGCAACCGCUGGAGUGUGGCUCCCCUCUGGGUGCUGGUGGAAACCAUCUGGGAGUGAAGCGCCUGGCACUGCUGGAUUUCUCCAACCCAAGAGUCAGCAAGAGGCACCGGAGCUGCCUGCGGACAUUUGGCACGAGGCAGCCAGGAGCACGGGGCCAGCAGCAGGCUGGGCCUCUGCCCCCGAGUAGUGACACCAGGGAGCUGCAGGGUGCAGAACAGGGGGAGAGCAGAGAAGAGGCGGACAAUGACCAGGAGGAGGGCGCCCCAUGCCCUGAGCAGCGCUGCUCUGCACCCAGAGACAACAGGUCCCAGCCCAGCAGUUCCUCCUUAGCAGAGAUCCCAGAUUACUUGCGAAAAUACCAUACCAUCCGCUCAGCAGAGCAAUGCAGAUCUUACGAGGCAGCGUUCAGUGCAGACUACGCUGAGUACCGCUAUCUGCACACUCGCAUUGGUAGUGUGAGCCAGAAAUUCAUUCAACUGGGAGCUAGAAUGAAGACAUUGAAGCAAGGAACAGAGGAGCGCAAGGCACUUGAAGCUAAGAUUUUGUAUGAAUACAGCCACUUCAAGAAGAGUUAUCCUAGUUACCAGCAGGAGAAGAACCGCUGUGAAUACCUGCACCAGAAGCUCUCCCACAUCAAAAGUCUGAUUCUACAGUUCGAAGGAAGAGGAAACUCCUAGGCACACCACUGCUGGGAUUCCUUUCCUUUUUUUUUUUUUUUUUUUUUCUUCUCAGGACCUGUUCUUCCUGGAACAGGAAGGUUGGAGGAAUGGUUGGAGGAAUUAGGUCCCCAAAAAUGCAUUAGACUAAAGGUGAUGUUGAAGAAUGUCCUACAGGCCUAGGGUAGUUGCUACCUGGGGCACAGACCACUUGGCAGCCAGCAGCAUAUUAGAGAAGGUAGAUAUGGUUUAAUAUACUGAUGUAAUAGAAAUUCUUGUAUUUCAGAAUUGAUACUGCAUAGCUGCUAUAGCCAGAAAACUAUGUGCUAAGUGUUGUAUGAUCUACUGUACCUGGAAGAUUUCAGCAGCAAUAAAAAACUGGUACACUGCCUUUUGGAAGUGUGGGGGAGGAAACCACAAAGAAAGCACUAGUUCUUACCAUGGUAACUGCUGCACCAUGGUAGUACCUCAUAAGUCUGCUGUUCCUUGUUCCAAUCCACACUCAUCCUGAGAAACUCAUAUCCAGGGCAACAGCCUAUCUUUGUUUACCCACCACAGCACUCCUGACCUUUCCAAUCAGCACAUUAUGGGACAGAGGAAGUUAGGACUGCUUGUACCAAAAUGGUCAGUCACAGCCCACACCAUCUGACUGGAGAAUAGGAUUGCAUUCCUCUCCUGGAGGAAGGUAUUGCUACAGUCUGUUUUCUACCAAAAAAAAAAAAUAAUAAAAAAAUCUUACAAUUAAGUGGUCUUAAUUAACUGUCCUAACCACACACAAAGUACAGACAACAGAUCUUCAACAAGCCUACUGGAUGUUAAAAACACCAUCACUGGCUUUACCUGUGUUUGGGAAGAAUAUGUUGUUACUAGUGCUCCUCCCCUACACUCAACUAAUUUUGCAAAAUUUAGAAGCUUAAUGCUGCUGCUGGUACGCUGCUGAUCAAACCUGAUGACAUACUGCUCUGUAAGUCUGCAUGUCUAGAUCCAGCAGUCCCAUUAAGUACUAUGUACCUCUGAAGUCACCAGAGCAGCAUUACUACCCUACCAGGCAACAUGCAGACAGCAAAAGCAUUUAUAAACAGGGUCCCUGAACCCCAAAUCUGCACAGCUGCAGCACCUGAAGCAGGACCCAUUGGGGCAGUUGCUGCUACUAUACUCUGGGACAACCUCAUAUCUGGACAAAGAGACAGUCUAAAGGCUGAGCCUAAAGGCUCACUGAAGUAAACUAGACUCACAGUAGGAAGGUGCUGACUAGAGAGCAGCAGCAGCCUGAUGUUAUGUUUGAGAUCUCCAUAUGACAGAGACACUUUGGUUUAAGGGGGUCAUUUUAUUGUUUCACUUCUCCAAAUGUACAAAAAAAAUUAGAAAAUAACCCUACUCCCACCCCCUCCCAAACCACAAAACAAACCAGUCUGGGGAGCCCCACAACAGUGCAGCUAAGAGACGGCAGGAAAUUAAACAGAA